CCUCCCGGUGCAAAGUUUUGAUUGCAAAAUGUUAAAAAUUCCCAAGAUGAUAGGAUCCGACCUACGACUUCUUCAAGUUCAUCACAAUCACAAUGCCUCGAAAUAGUGGAACACAUGUCAGUCUCUCCGGGAUAUAUGGUACCAAAAGCGGUUAAUCUCAAUAUGUCCGACUCGGAGGACUCCCAAUCUCCUCGAGAAGCUUCAGAAAUAUGCAUGUGCACGGGACCAAAUUCCGGCCUAAACGGCUAUAAAGCAACGAUAACAUCGAUAUCCUAUUACCCUAGCCAUUCCCAAAGAGCCCCUGUCGGGGCCAGUCGUCGAGUCUUCAAUUUGGUGAUAUUACCGUCCGAGUCGCACCGCGCCCUGUAUUGUAACCCGAGCCUGACGUUGGCAUAUAUAAAGACGUGCGGACACUUUAAUUUACCCUGAGCCAUCCUUUCAAUCCUUCAUGUCUGCCAUCGACUACCCAGCCCUCCCUCCAGAAAUCAUUGAUGCUAUCAUCGACCAGGUGCAUCUCCUUGGUCCCGUGUCCCGCGUAAAAGACCAGGAAAGAUAUCACGAGCGGAGGGAUACUUUGGGAGCCUGCUCUCUUGCCUCCAGAUCUUGGCUUGCCCGUAGCCGCUUCUAUCUUUUCGAGACUGUUUUCCUCCCCCCAAAUGAUUUCCCCCGAUGCAAUGCCUUUGCCGCUAUGUUGACCCACCCACUGUGUACAAUCACAUCCUACGUCCGGACCCUCGUCAUCCGCGAAGCAUACAGUCUAAGCGGCCUGGGCACGUUAUGGCUCAACGACGCUUUACCCCAACUCUCACUCCUCACUAACGUCAAAACGCUCUCAAUCACCGGCGCGCGCUUCGAUAGAAUGCGCCCGGACACCUGGUCCGAGUCGGGCAUUCCGUUCUUCGCGCACAUGAAGAGCAUGAAGCAGCUCCAGCUCUUGUCGUGCCAGUUCCGGACCCCAGAUCAGUGCCUUGAUGUGCUGUCGGUGUGUGAUUGCCUUGAGGAGCUCACCCUGCGCCGCACGUCGCUGGAUAUGGACUUGCUUUUGGGACUGCACAUCCGUUUGAGCCCGCUACCCGUGCCUCCGCCCCGUCUUACCAAACUCAGACUUGACAGUCAUCGUUUGGGAAACUAUGAUGCUGUUUUAAGGUGGCUAGCGUCGACCCCGAUCAUAACAGACCUUGUUCUUGAACGUAUUACCGACACCGAAACGCUCGCUGUUGCAGAUUUCGUGGAGAAGUUAGGUCCUUCCCUCGAGGUGCUAGAUCUGAAUGUUGUUGAUAUCAACGAAGAAACGGCUACACAAGAUGCUUUCUGUCGAUAUAUCAACCUGAGCCACAACACACGUCUGCGUUCCCUCGCAUUCGAUCAACUUAUUCUAGCCGAGCCUUACCAGGCCCGUCUCACCGCAGCAAAACAUUUACCAGAGAUUAUCGGCCAAGUUUCAUCAGAGAUCAAAGAACUCGCCCUACGUGUGCAGAUUAACAGCACAGAUGACCUUGAUCUCAUCGAUUGGGAUAUUAUCAUCUACACCAUCAAUUCCAAGCGCAAUUGGGAAUCGUUGGAGAGCAUUGUGGUUUCCGGUCCGAGGAAAGAGAUUCUGGCAGAGUCAGAACAUUGGAUGAAGAAGAGGCUGCAGGGGUUGAAAGGGAAAGUCAACGUGACGUGCACCCUUCUCCCUACCGUCAUGGUCAUGGCGGCGUAGAUUGUGCUAAUUAUGUAUUUUAUACACGAAUAUAAUAUAUUAUAUUGACACUCACCAUUUAGAAAAAGCUCGCCACGA
Messenger RNA from Desarmillaria tabescens, 1780 nucleotides. RefSeq lists its product as uncharacterized. The transcript is spliced from 3 exons. The record is from RefSeq and is a predicted model, not a curated record. Bases 449 to 1702 code for a protein of 417 amino acids. Lineage: Eukaryota; Fungi; Basidiomycota; Agaricomycetes; Agaricales; Physalacriaceae.